Messenger RNA from Choloepus didactylus (southern two-toed sloth), 2271 nucleotides. RefSeq names its product solute carrier family 15 member 1 (gene SLC15A1). The transcript is spliced from 22 exons. Gene Ontology annotation, molecular function: dipeptide transmembrane transporter activity. Gene Ontology annotation, cellular component: membrane. Gene Ontology annotation, biological process: oligopeptide transport; transmembrane transport. NCBI's taxonomy places the organism in Eukaryota, Metazoa, Chordata, Mammalia, Pilosa, Megalonychidae. The record is from RefSeq and is a predicted model, not a curated record. The coding region runs from base 1 to 2127 and encodes 708 amino acids.
AUGUCCAAAUCAAGGAGUUGCUUUGGUUAUCCCUUGAGCAUCUUCUUCAUCGUGGUCAAUGAGUUCUGUGAAAGAUUUUCCUACUAUGGAAUGAGAGCACUCCUGAUUCUGUACUUUACAAAUUUCCUUGGAUGGGAUGACAAUCUGUCCACUGCCAUCUACCACACAUUUGUUGCUCUGUGCUACCUGACGCCAAUCCUCGGAGCUCUUAUUGCCGACUCGUGGCUGGGAAAGUUCAAGACAAUUGUGUCUCUCUCCAUUGUCUACACAAUUGGACAAGCAGUCACUGCAGUAAGCUCAAUUACUGACCUCACAGACUUCAACCACGAUGGAAUCCCCAAUAGCAUUUCUGCACAUGUGGUAUUGUCCAUGUGUGGUCUGGCCCUGAUAGCUCUAGGGACAGGAGGAAUAAAGCCCUGUGUGUCUGCAUUUGGGGGAGAUCAGUUUGAAGAGGGCCAGGAAAAACAAAGAAACAGAUUUUUUUCCAUCUUUUAUUUAUCCAUCAAUGCUGGAAGUUUGCUUUCCACUAUCAUCACUCCCAUGCUCAGAGUUCAACAAUGUGGAAUUCACACUAAACAAGCUUGUUACCCACUGGCAUUUGGGGUUCCUGCAGCUCUGAUGGCUGUGUCUCUGAUUGUAUUUGUCAUUGGCAGUGGAAUGUACAAGAAGUUCAAGCCACAGGGGAACAUCUUGGCUAAAGUGGUCAAGUGCAUUGGGUUUGCUGUCAGAAAUAGGUUUAAGCAUCGGAGUAAUGAAUUUCCAAAGAGGGAGCACUGGCUGGACUGGGCUAAAGAGAAAUAUGAUGAGCCGCUCAUCUAUCAGAUUAAGAUGGUUACAAGGGUAUUGUUCCUGUAUAUUCCUCUCCCAAUGUUCUGGGCAUUGUUUGAUCAGCAGGGCUCAAGGUGGACACUGCAAGCAACAACUAUGAGUGGAAAAAUCGGAACUAUUGAAAUUCAGCCUGAUCAGAUGCAGACUGUGAAUGCCAUCUUGAUCGUUAUCAUGGUCCCCAUUGUAGAUGCUGUGGUGUAUCCUCUGAUUGCAAAAUGUGGUCUCAAUUUCACAUCCUUGAAGAAGAUGACAGUUGGAAUGUUUUUGGCUUCCAUGGCCUUUGUGGUGGCUGCAAUUGUGCAAGUGGAAAUUGAUAAAACUCUUCCAGUCUUCCCCAAAGGAAAUGAAAUCCAAAUUAAGGUAUUGAAUAUAGGAAAUAAUGCCAUGAAUGUGUCUUUUCCUGAAACUAUGGUGACACUUGGCCCAAUGUCUUCAACGAAUGAAUUUAUGACUUUUAAUAUAAACAAACUGCCAAAUAUAACCAUUUCUUCUACUGGAUUACAAAACACAUCAGUAACUCAUAACUUUGAGCAGGGCAAACGCCACACCCUUCUUAUCUGGGAUCCCAACCAGUACCGAGUGGUGGAGGAUGGCCUUACCCAGAAGCCAGAAAAAGGAGAAAAUGGAAUCAGAUUUGUAAAUACGUUUGAUGAGAGCGUCAACAUUACAAUGGAGGGCAAAGUUUAUGAAAAUGUCACCAGUCACAAUGCCAGCAAAUAUCAAUUUUUUCCUUCUGGCACAAAAACCUUCAGUAUAAGCUCAGCAGUGUUUCCACCACAAUGUAAAACUGAUUUCGAAUCUCCGCGCCUUGAAUUUGGUAGUGCAUACACCUAUGUAAUAAAGAAGAAUGAAAGUCAAAUGGACUGCCCUGAUUGGGAAGCAUUUACAGACAUUUCACCCAACACGAUUAACAUGGCGCUGCAAAUCCCACAGUACUUCCUCCUCACCUGUGGCGAGGUGGUCUUCUCUAUCACGGGACUGGAGUUCUCAUAUUCUCAGGCUCCUUCCAACAUGAAGUCGGUGCUUCAAGCUGGAUGGCUAUUGACAGUGGCUGUUGGCAACAUCAUUGUGCUCAUCGUGGCCGGGGCAGGCCAGUUCAGUGAGCAGUGGGCUGAGUACACUCUAUUUGCUGCAUUGCUUCUGGUUGUCUGUAUAAUAUUUGCCACCAUGGCUCGAUUCUAUACUUACGUCAAUCCAGCAGAGAUUGAAGCUCAGUUUGAUGAAGAUGAAAAUAAAAGGAGCAUUGAAAAGAAUAAUCAACCUACUUUGUUGGGUCCUGUCUCACAGACACAGAUGUGAAUGUCAAGAAGUAAGUGAAUGAUGGACUGGGUCCAGCAAACUCCCUGGCUUGUAUCUCCAACUGGCAGGACACUCUGUUGGAUGGCCCCUGAUGGGGGAGACUUUAGAAUUGUGAACCAAACCAAGAAAGGUAUUUUCUAAGGA